GGUUUCGUGAGCUAGCUUAGCAGCAAAUGUAGCCAACUACUAGUUGGCAACUAGCUCCUAAUACAGUCCCUCAACGAUAGUGCUUUACAAUAUGCGGCUGCUCGUAUCUAAAAUGAACGUUUAACGCUAUUAAAAAAAAACGUAAUCUUGUAUCGCGUGAUAUACCUCAAGUUGUAUUUGUUAGCUACCUGAUAGCAAACGUUGGCUAACGGUAUUCAGUCCAACGUUGCAGUAUGGCAAGUGCAGCAAGCGCAAACCUAAAUGCAGUACGGGAGACCAUGGACGUGUUACUUGAGAUCUCCAGGUUGCUGAACACCGGUUUAGACAUGGAGUCCCUGUCGAUAUGUGUCAGACUGUGCGAGCAAGGCAUCAACCCAGAAGCCUUGUCUGCUGUCAUCAAAGAACUGCGUAAAGCUUCUGAAACCCUCAAGGCUUCUGAAAACAGCACUAACUGAAGAUGCAGCCAGACCAUCUCAGUUUGAACUUGAAUGGGUUCAUGUCCCGUUCCUGGAUCUGUACCUGCGAUGGGAUCUCCAGCCAAUCAGAUUAACCGGUGUGUUGGCACCGUGUCCUCUGUGCCUCCAUGGUGACUUAACUGUUCUGCGCUUUGACUUGUGUCUUUUGUGUGUGUGUGUGUGUGUGUGUGUGUGUGGGGGGGGGGGGGGGGGCUGGCUAUCAACCUCAUUCAUCUUCCUAAACACACAUCUUCUCCAGACAUUAGAGGCCAUUCAGCCUCAGAUUCGUUUGCAAGUUUCGGCCAUUUGAAAAGUAGAAGAUCCGAGGGUGGUUUUACCAUCGACAUCCUUCAUUUAAGAGCAUACUUAGUUUCUGAUGGUCAGCUAGUGUUGGACCUUUUCAUGGGAAAAUGUUUUUAUAGUGUUUUGAAGUAUAAUUUGCUAUACAUUUUUUAAUUUUGUGUAAACAUAAUGCAUUUUUCAACUUGAUCCUUUUGAUGUCUAAAUUAAAAUGUUGCCGUCAAUAACCACAAGGUGGCGUGGUGUCCUUCUUACCCUCAUUCUUUUUCUUCUUUUUUUAAUCAGGCAUAAGAAGUU
Messenger RNA from Pungitius pungitius (ninespine stickleback), 1052 nucleotides. It is a transcript of the gene mzt1, whose product is annotated as mitotic spindle organizing protein 1. The transcript has 3 exons. The record is from RefSeq and is a predicted model, not a curated record. Gene Ontology annotation, biological process: mitotic spindle assembly; gamma-tubulin complex localization; microtubule nucleation by interphase microtubule organizing center. Lineage: Eukaryota; Metazoa; Chordata; Actinopteri; Perciformes; Gasterosteidae. Gene Ontology annotation, cellular component: gamma-tubulin ring complex; centrosome; interphase microtubule organizing center. The coding region runs from base 234 to 455 and encodes 73 amino acids.